CUAAUACAAUAUACGUUUAACGUGUUGAACGCUGCUGCAUGGUUACUAGCGUUAUCAUAUUUAUGUUGCAAUUAGGGAAGAUUGUGAGCCAAGCUUGACUUCCGCUACAUGGCCUCCUUGCUAAACAUGAGUAUACUAUCGUCCAUCUGUGACUCCUUUAUAGCGUGUCGAACAACUGGCACAGGGGAGUUUGAGAGUCUCUGAUUGAGGAUUAUCGGGUCUCAGAAUAUUUUGCUAUUCUUUACUGGUUCUAAGCAACAGCUAUUUCAGGAUGUGGCGUACAGGUCAGGACGCUGGAGCUUCUAAUACCAGCACUCCUGGUCCGAAAUCAACUGGUCCACAUGGCAAGGGCAAUUCCGAAAUGCUGGCCCAGCCCGCUAACCAAAAUGUGUCACAACAUCCUGCGUCAAAUCCGACACCAUUUUCGGCGUUUCCCACGGCCUGGGCUAUUGGAACGUCGCCGGUUGAGUAUGCCAACCUCGCUCGCCCGAACAACAACAGCAUGCAUCCUCCAAGCAUUGUUUACGCUCCAAGUGACUUGCUGCCACACGGUCUGCUCGCAUCACCGCAGCCGUCGACACCGGCAACAACUCUGUUAAAGCUGGUGGCCAACCGCAGCCUGUCCAUCGUUAAUCCUGACGCUGCCUAUGGCCCCAACGCAAACGGAGAGUCUCCAGCAGCCCCCGGUGCACCUCCGCUAGACACCCUUAUUUUGCCAUCGCCAUCUCUGCUGCCUGGCGGUGUACACAGCCUGCCAACGCCCACUUCCUCGUCUCAGCUACAUAGGCCACAGGACGGUUAUGGCUAUGGAUCCAUAUCUCCUGUCGGGACAGGACCAAACAAGGAUAUACCAGUAACCCCCAAGGGCGAUCCUGCAAAUGGUUCCAAGGGCCCGUCUGUCGUACACCAUGCUUCCGGCAAGCGCCUCGAUGUUCACGCUCCACAAGCUCCCCGCGGCAGCAGCAGUGGCGGGGCCGCCAACCACGGGCGCAACGCAGAAGGCGCCGCUCCAUCGCGUGAUGCUGGUCUGGGAGGUGGCAGCAGCCACUCUUCGGGCUCGCAGCAGGCCUCGCUUAGCGGCGGCUACACUGGAGGUGGCGUGCAGCAACAAGGGCGUGGCAUGCACCCUGUUGGCUCCUACCCGAUGGCUCAACAUCACCACUACCACCACCACGCCGUCAAGCACCACCAAUCCGCGCCCACAUCCGGAGCCAGCAUGACACCUGGGUCUCCGUCCGCAGGCUAUCCAGGAAAUGCCUACUACAUGGCCCCAUUGCCGCCGGGGGCUAUGGUGAUGCCCAUGCACCAGUCCGGUGGCGGUGGCAACGCCGGCAACGGCCGCGCUAGCGCGGGUGGUGGCACCAUCACUGCACCCAGAGAUAGCAGCGCAGGCAGCGGUUGGCGCGGCAGCCGUAGCGCGGGAGGUGCUGCGAUGAACGGUGCGGCGGCCAACGGCCACUGUACCGCCAAGCACAGUCACCAAUACGUCCAUCAGCAGCAGCAGAUGAUGCAGGGGUCCAUGGCUUCAGACGGCUCAGGGGCGUACGGCAUGGCGCACAUGCACGCUGGACCGUAUGCCUUGUACGGCAUGAUGGCCCCUGGAAGACUUGUUAUGCCACAGGUUAUGUCCCCCGUCGUCGGUUCCCCCCGUGGCAUGGACGCCCACAGCAACAUGGCACACCAGCACUCCCACAUGGGCCCUAUGAUGAUGUCGCACAGCCCCUCCAUGGCCAUGGGGAUGGGCAUGGGCAUGGCCCCCAUGCACGGCUACCCGUCGCACGGCCACAUGGCCGCACCGCACAUAGGGCUGCACCCCAUGACACACCACCACCCCGCCCACAUGGGCGCUCCUCACGGCAUCAGCAGCUACCCGCACUCCUCAGCCCACAGCAUGCCUGGGGGGGGCUUCCAGGGCGGCCAUUACGGCGCCGGUGUGUACGGCCAGCACCCGUACGGACACAUGCAUGCUGGGGUGUCGUACGGGCGAAGUGGCGCCGGGAAGGCAACUGCUGGUGCGGGUGGCGUUGGUCAGCAGCUGCAGGCGCCCGGGGCGGCGAGCGUGAAGAAUUCAUUGCCGCAUCGAGGCGCUGCUGCCGAGUCUGGGGCCGCCAGCGGAGGCGCCGCCGGGGCCAACGGCUCAGGCAGGGAUAGUCCUGCUGCUGCUAGAGGCCGAGGCAGCGGUCGGGACAAGCUAGAGAAGAGCCGGGCGUCUGAGCAGCGGGAACGCAAGUCGGGCAACUCGCGAGCCCCAGCUGCUGUAGCGCAGUGCGCUGCAGAGGUGGCCGCAUUGGACGAGCAGCUCCGAAACCUGGUGCAGCAGCUGACGCCGGGCGCUGAGGAGCUCGAGGCGCACCAAACUGCGCUGCAUGCGGUACGGCAGCUGGUGGAGGCCCGGUGGCCUGACGUCAAGGUUCACCUGUUUGGCUCCGCUGCAAACGGUCUCUGCAUUGCCGGGGCCAACGAGAUUGACAUCACGCUGGAGGUGCCUGACAUGGUUUGGGAUGACCAUGCGGCAAAGGCCGCGAUGGUUUCGGAGCUUGGAGAGCUCGCCACGGGCGGCCGCAGCACGGCGGCGGCGGCAGCAGCGCCGACCCCGGCGGCGUCGCCAGAGGCAGACGCCACGCCGGCGGCUGCUGAUGCCGAGGUCAUUACCGCCGGCAGCGCUCCUGAGGCGGUUUCGGCUGAGGCAACCGAAGCUGGCGCGGUUUUGGAGGCAGCGGGCGACGGGGCAAUCGAAGUGGAUGCCGCAGCGACUGCAACGGCUGACUCCGCAGCGUCCGAGGAAGCAAAUAAAAAGGAUGUGACCAGCAGCGACAGUGACAGCAGCAGGGAGGGCGCUGCGCGUGCAACCGGCAUGACGGCAGUCACCGCUCUGCCCAAGGCGCGGACGCCCGUGGUAAAGCUGACAGUGGCCGAAACAAAGACCCGCGUGGACAUCACCGUCAACAACCUGCUGGCGCUCUCCAACACCCGCAUGCUGGGCCACUACUGCCAGCUGGACCCGCGGCUCAAGCAGCUGGUGCUGGUGGUGAAGCACUGGGCCAAGACGCGCAGCGUCAACGACGCCUAUCGGGGCUCCCUCUCCUCCUACGCCUACGUGCUGCUCUGCAUCUGGCUGCUGCAGCAGCGGCAGCCCCCCAUCCUGCCGGUGCUGCAGCAGCGCGAUCCGCUGUCGUACGACACCACCGUUGGCCCCUGGCGCUGCUCGUACCACGAUGCCGUACAAGAUCUGCGGGACUUUGGGACGAGCAACAAGGAGUCGCUAGCGGAGCUGCUGGUGGCGUUCUUCGACCACUGGGCCUGGCGCCACGACUACAACGGAUCCGUGGUGUGCGUGCGCACGGGCGGCACCCUGGCCAAGUCGGCCAAGGAAUGGACCAAGCGACAGGGCAACGAGCGGCACCUGAUGUGCAUCGAGGACCCCUUCGAGCUAAGCCACGACCUGGGUCGGACCAUCGACAAGGCCGCGGUGCAGAUCCUCCGUCGCGAGUUCGAGCGCGCUGCUCGCAUCUUCGCCAGCAGCUCUGACCCGCUGCGGGAGCUGCUUGCGCCGCUGAGCCCCGAGGAGGAGGCGCUGGCCGCUGCAGCCAUGCAGAGCCGUCGCAAGGCCUCCAAAGACAAGGACAAGGAUAAGCAGGCAGCCAAGGAGGGCAAACUGGCAGCUGCGGCAGCCGCUGGUGAUGGUGAUGGUGGUGUUGGUGUUUGCGGGGUUGCUUCCGGGGAGCAGCAGUCCUCGGGCGAUGCGUCCACCGUUGUGAGUGGCGGUGAGGGCGGCGUGUCAUCAGCGGAGAUAGUGCUCACCAGCCGGGGUAGCGGCAGCGAGGAGCAGGACACGGAGGAGGAGG
Molecule: messenger RNA, 3845 nt
Organism: Astrephomene gubernaculifera
Lineage: Eukaryota; Viridiplantae; Chlorophyta; Chlorophyceae; Chlamydomonadales; Astrephomenaceae
Source: the annotation of a GenBank genome assembly